Molecule: messenger RNA, 1611 nt
Organism: Athalia rosae (coleseed sawfly)
Lineage: Eukaryota; Metazoa; Arthropoda; Insecta; Hymenoptera; Athaliidae
Product: WAS/WASL-interacting protein family member 1-like
Exons: 2
Coding region: 1-1611 (536 amino acids)
Source: RefSeq, a predicted model, not a curated record
AUGACAUCUAGACAGGGUGGGGGAAAUGGGGGUGGCGGGGGUGGCGGGGGUGGCGGGGGUGGCGAGAGAACCGCGAGUUCGCCGAGCAGCGGUUCCGAGGAGAAUGGAUUCGUGCAUCGGCCUAGGGUCGCCGGACUCUACGCUAACCUCAGCAGGGAAGAGUUGGACCGCGUCUCCGAGGAGGGAAUAUACGGGCCAAGCGGCGACCCCAACGACAGGAGGGAGGCCUCGGGGAGUCAGAGGAGCCUGAAUCUCCCGUCCACCGGUACCGGGGGUCACCCGCGUCCUCAAAGGAUAUCGAGGACCCCCCAACCCCCGCGAAGAUCGGCGGGAUACGGGGGCGGCAGACGACCCGAAAAGCCUCGGAGGUCCUCGCCCGGAGGUCUGGGACGGUCCGGAUACGCGGACGACAUCCCCGUGCGGAGUUCGUUGACCUCUUUGACGUCGCGGGAGGGAGAGCGGGGAUCGGCGGAGCUGGGAAAUAUCUCCGGCGAACCGGAAGCGCCGCCGAGGAGACCCACGGAUUUCGGUUCCUCGGCGAGCGUCCACCAGACUCUUCGACGCCGCGACGUCAACGACGACUACGACGAUUCCAACGUCAGAAAAUCGCCGCCUCCCUACGCGGGCCUCAGCCCUCCCGAGUACGAAUACGGGGACACCUUGUCGCCGCUUUUUCCGAGGUGCGGCGGACCAUCGUCCGCCAGGUCUUACGCGAGCUCGUCGUGUUACUCCGAGUCGAAACAACGCGCCCGCGACGACGUCCUGCCGGGUUUCUCUUCCUACGAUCCCAGGGCGGGGAUUCGAUCGGAGUCGACGGAUUCCACGAGGCAAGACGACCACUUCCUGAGCCCCCCGGAAACCGCCGCUCACACCCCGGUGCCACCGGCCUUUCAGGAGAAAACCAGUCCGGCCCACUGUUCGUCGUCGGUGGAAGUUUCGCCGCGAACGAGGAUCACCGCCAAGCCUCAAGACGGUACCAGGCUGAGGCCUCCGUUGUCCGGGAUAGCGGGAACAUCCGCGGAUUCCGGAACGGGGGAUUCGGGGAGCGCCGAAAUUCAGGCGGACGCGAUCGGACCCCCCCAACCGCAGCCCGGCUCCUGUCACCCCGACAAUUUGAGCGUGCGGAACGUCCCCGUCGACAAAAAAUCCCCCGGUGGUGUGAACAAAGGUGGAGGUGCCGUGAAGCAAACUGUAAAGCCUUUCACCAAGGAGAGUCUCGAUCGACUCGAAAACCGAACUGUUCAACUGGUACGCGAGUAUGGAUUUCAACCGCGAAGAAAAACUUCCGUCGAAGACGGCGCCGUGCUUCCACACAAGUUCGAGCCCUUUCCUUCCGACUUGUACGGCCGACCGUUGGAGGAAAUUGACAAUUUCAUUUACGACGAGUGCUACGUUCCCACUUACCGAGGGAAUCCCUCUUAUCUCCAGGAUGUAACUGCAUUAUAUGCGCCUAAUGCUCGUAAUAUCAAUGAGGAGCGCCAGGCAACUGCUCGGAUCUGGUCAGCUGCCACUCGGCAUCAGCUCCGCGCGAGAAUUUCAAGGAGAGUCAAAUUUUUUCGUCACUUCGCCGAACGAUUCGAAGCAGUUCCUGCGCCUGAACGGGAAUUUUAA